Molecule: messenger RNA, 1746 nt
Organism: Penicillium cataractarum
Lineage: Eukaryota; Fungi; Ascomycota; Eurotiomycetes; Eurotiales; Aspergillaceae
Product: U4/U6-U5 snRNP complex subunit PRP3
Exons: 1
Coding region: 1-1746 (581 amino acids)
Biological process (GO): mRNA splicing, via spliceosome
Cellular component (GO): U4/U6 x U5 tri-snRNP complex
Source: RefSeq, a predicted model, not a curated record
AUGGCUGACCAUUCAGGCAACGCGCUGAAGCGGCCUCACCCCGAGGAUGACGGCAGCAACACCCAGAAAAGGACCCGAUCAAACAAUGGGUCUCCGGCACCUGGUCAAGGAGGUCCUAUUUCUGGGAAGGUCGAUAUCGAGAAGAUGGUCGCUGAGGCACGAGCCAAAGCUGAAGCUGUGCGGGCUCGUCUACAGGCCGCUCGAGGCGGCCCAUCACCUACAGUGCCUUCAACAGAGUCCAGUCCCAGCCCUGCACCACCGACUAUGAGCCCCGCUAUGUCUAGGUUGGAACAGAUGAAAGCGAGAGUAGCAGCAGCUACGAGUAGGGCCGGCGCAGCGGCGUCCCAACAGCGAACGAAUGCCCCAGCACCUUCCUACCAACCUCCAGUGCUCGACGAUGAAGGCCUCUCGAAGGCUCGCGGUGGUCUGGAUGUCGGCCUCCACCCAGCUCUACUCUCCGACACGACGCCGAGCUUCCGUGGGGCCAAGGGUCGCCAGCAGACUAAGACCGGAAAUCGACGCCUGGAUCCCAAUAAGCAGCUCGACUUGUCCGGCCCAUCGAUCGAGGAAAUCAAGAACCAACCUUACUUCGAUCCAAGCCUUGGUCCAAAGGCAACGAUGGCAAAACCACGCCAGGCGCGACAACUCAUAUUCAAUGAGAAAGGCAAAUAUAUCCAGCAGGCAGCUGCGCUGCGCCGACAGGCGCAGUUGGAGGCUAUGAAAAAGCGGAUCGCGGAGAAAGCAAGACAAGCUGGUAUUGAUGAAGAUUUGGAUGUGGAGAAGUCAUACUUGGUCCCAGCUCCUCCAGCUUUGGAGUGGUGGGAUGAAGGUUUGGUCAACGGUAGCGACUAUGCCGCCAUUGAUGAUCCAGCGAACCUCAAAGUCGAGACCGCCGACACUAUCAUUACCCGCUAUGUCCAACACCCUAUCCUCCUCGAACCACCACAGGAGAAGCAUAUGCCUGCUCAGAAGCCCAUGCAUCUCACGCCGAAGGAACAAGCGAAGAUCCGUCGACAGCGCCGCAUGGCCGAUUUGAAGGAACAACAAGCAAAGAUUAGGCUAGGUUUGGAGCCAGCACCAGCCCCCAAAGUCAAAAAGUCCAAUCUUAUGCGAGUUCUGGGUGAACAGGCGGUUAAAGAUCCUACGGCCGUGGAGGCCCGAGUGAACAGGGAGAUUGCAGAGCGAAAAGAGGCCCAUGAGACGAUGAAUGAGGAACGCAAGUUGACUCAAGAUCAACGACGUGAGAAGCUGGCGUCUCAGCAGGAGAAGGAUGCCGAAUUGGGCAUCUAUGUCUCCGUCUACCGGAUCGACAGCCUUGCGAGCGGCCGGAACCGUUUCAAGGUCAAUAAGAACGCCGAGCAGAAUGCUUUGACUGGAAUUUGUGUCAUGCAUCCGAAACUCAACUUGGUGAUUGUGGAAGGUGGCAAACACUCCAUCAAUAAUUACCGAAAACUGAUGCUCAAUCGAAUUGAUUGGACCGACAACCCUGGUCCAGGAACUUCGGAUGGAAAAGAUGAAGGUCAACCUAUUUGGCUGUCUACGGAAGAUGAAAGGGGCGAACUACGCGAUUUUGGUAACAACACUUGCACACUUCUCUGGGAAGGUCAAGCAAAAACCCGGGUGUUUAGGAAAUGGCUGGGUGCCAGAAUCUGCGAGUCCGAUUCCGCGGCCAAAGACGUUCUGACCCGCUCAAAGAUGGAGAACUUCUGGACUUUGGCAAAGAGCGCCAAACCAGCUGAAUUUUGA